Messenger RNA from Alternaria incomplexa, 1083 nucleotides. RefSeq lists its product as uncharacterized. Lineage: Eukaryota; Fungi; Ascomycota; Dothideomycetes; Pleosporales; Pleosporaceae. The record is from RefSeq and is a predicted model, not a curated record. Gene Ontology annotation, cellular component: nuclear exosome (RNase complex); cytoplasmic exosome (RNase complex). Bases 1 to 1083 code for a protein of 360 amino acids. The transcript has 2 exons. Gene Ontology annotation, biological process: U1 snRNA 3'-end processing; U4 snRNA 3'-end processing; exonucleolytic trimming to generate mature 3'-end of 5.8S rRNA from tricistronic rRNA transcript (SSU-rRNA, 5.8S rRNA, LSU-rRNA).
AUGGCGCCCCAGCAGGCCCUCGUCAACCUCUCGCCCGCUGAGCUGUCGUUCCUGCGCUCCACCCUCUCACAGACGCCGCCCAUCCGCCUCGAUGUCACCAAGGGCCCCCGCGACUUUCGCUCUAUGCGCGCUGAGUAUGACGUACUGCCCAGCGCAAACGGAAGUGCGCGCAUCGCCCUGGAAGACGGGACCGAGGCGCUCGUAGGAGUCAAGGCCGAGGUGGAGAGGUCACGGCAGCGCCCGACACUGGACGAGCCCGAAGAUGUAGACAUGGGAGAGGGCGAAGAGACGGACGAUAGCAAGGGCAAGGGCCAGAAUGCCUGGGUCGAGAUGAGCGUCGAGGUGCCAGGCUUCCGCGAAGACGACGCUCUGCCUGUGUUCCUGUCCUCCAUGCUCACCGAGAGCUUGCUCGCCAGUGGAGAGCUCAAAGACCGCCUGUACAUCAACAGACGGUUUCACUGGAAGCUCUACGUCGAUAUCCUGCUUCUUUCACCCCCGCUCUCCUACCCGCUCGCGCUGCUUUCCAUGACCACCCAUCUCGCCCUCCUCACUACCCUCCUACCAGCCCUAAAGUCGGAAAAGGACGAAGAUCCCCUGUUCGACGACGACUGGGAUGCCGCCGUGCCGCUAUACCCCAAGCAGGCGGGUACCAACAAGACUGCUCCCCAGCUAGGCAAGCCCCCAGUCAUCAUACUAGCCAUGGCAGUGGGCCCCAACAUCAUCUUUGAUCCCGCCAAGGAGGAGCUCGCAGUAGCAGAUGCAGUCCUCGCGAUCGCAUGCACAAAUUCAACAACCUCGUCAACGGGCGCGCGCAUCGUCUCCAUCCGGACCAUCGACCCCCCGUCCCACCUUACGCCCCCGGGCGUACCCAACUCGAUGAACUCAGCAACAGGCGGUACUGCGCCCACCUCCAGUGCCGAUGCGCUCACACAAAGAGAACUGUUGGCGACUUCAGGUGUCUGGACACCGCCCCGAGGUGGCAUGAAGAGAGGUUUGAUCACACAAGUCACAAAGAUGGUGGUUGAAAACGGAGGAGUCGCUGAAGAAGUCAUUGGCGCAUUGGCAUCAAUUGAGGUCGGCUGA